Dioscorea cayenensis subsp. rotundata (Guinea yam) is the source of this 3262-nucleotide messenger RNA. RefSeq lists its product as uncharacterized. Gene Ontology annotation, biological process: positive regulation of transcription by RNA polymerase II. Gene Ontology annotation, cellular component: Ino80 complex; MLL1 complex; NSL complex. NCBI's taxonomy places the organism in Eukaryota, Viridiplantae, Streptophyta, Magnoliopsida, Dioscoreales, Dioscoreaceae. Gene Ontology annotation, molecular function: protein binding; G-quadruplex RNA binding. The transcript is spliced from 7 exons. Bases 256 to 3036 code for a protein of 926 amino acids. The record is from RefSeq and is a predicted model, not a curated record.
AGAAUAUAUAUUUAAAUUAUUUGUUAAAUAAAUGUCGUUAUAUUAUAAAUUUUUAGUAUAUAUAUAUACAGGGCUGUUGGGCUGGAUUGGUUUUGAGUCUAAGCCCAAUAGUUUGGAUGGUGUUGGGUCUGUGGCCCAUGCUAUUCUUUGCAGUUUGAAAACUUCGAAUCCAGUACCCAAAACCCUGAAAUCUCCCCCAAAUUCGAAAAACCCUAAAUUCACAAAUCCCUUGUGCUAAGGAUUGCUCUUCAGGAAAUGGGCGCUCUGGCACCCCUAGCGAAUUGGAUCCCGGAGGACGAUCUCCUGCUGAAGAACGCCGUUGAGACCGGUGCUUCUUUGGAGUCAUUGGCUAAAGGCGCCGUUCGUUUUUCUCGCCGAUAUACUAUUAAGGAGCUGCAAGACAGGUGGCGUUCACUUCUCUAUGAUUCAGAUACCGCACAAGAGGCAUCGGCUCGAAUUAUUGAGAUUGAGAUUGAGUUAUCAGUUUCCAAUGCUCCCAAAGCUAAUCGCAUUUCCUGUUUGAGAGGAAAGGAACAUCUCGGUAAAAGAAAAGGGGAUAGUGUAAGAAGCCAUUACCAUGCCUUGCGAAAGAGAGUUUGCAGUGAACCUCACAGCUCUGCUGAUUUGGGCUUUCUUGUGCGUCCAACUUCACAUUUUUCUGGGAAUAUUAUUGGAUUUCAACAGAAUUUAAAUUCUCGUACUGCUCACAUAGUCAAUAGUGAUGCCACUGCUAUCAGUUCCAAAGUUCGGGAGCCUCUCCUCAAUGAUCAUCAGCACCUUGGCAUUGGUGCUUCACAUAGUUUUCCUGACUUGCCAAUGGCUGAUUCUGCUGUUGCUAAUGAUAAUAUCGCGGCUGAUGUGUUUCAUACAAGGCAUAUGAAUAAUGUUAGUGAUGCCUUUCCUGUUGAAAUGGCAGCCAAUGAUUGCAUCUUCCCGGUAAUGAUGCCAUCAGUUGAUCAACCUGAAGCUGAGAAUGCAACGCAAACGUUUCAGCAUGAUUUCAUACAGAAUGAUGUACCUCAUACUGUCAAAGAAGAGUUAGGUUUGUCCGUUAUCUGCCAAGAUGUGCAGGAAGUUGGGCAGCCAGAAACUUUGCAGAUGAACGACUCAUAUGAAAAUGAUGGCAUAAAAACAAAGAAUGUACAUGCGUUUGAUUCUACUCUGAGUGACCAUCAUUGUUGUGGUUUUGAUGGAAGUGAUAGCUUAAUCUCACAAAUGCCAGAAUGUAGUGGUUCCUUGCAUCAACUUGGUUAUUCUUCUCCAGAACCAGGUGUUCCUAGUAUGUGGAGAACAAUGAAUGACAUUUCUAUGCCAACUUUUGCUAUUGACAGACACUUUGAAGACAAUCAAGGGGCAAGAGCAUUACUAGACUUUGAUAAUAUUGAGGAAAUGCAUUCACCAGGAUGUCAUGGUGCCAUGUCAGAAGCAGAAUUGAAUGAAAGGAUUUCUGAUGGUGCAUUAAAAUCUUCAAAAACAGUAGUAGACAGUGAAUAUAUGGACAUUUCUAACUCAUAUAUGAACUUCACGGAUGAUUGGGAAAAUCCAUGCUAUAAUGGUCUAAAUUCCAUCCUAUUGAAUUCCCCUAGUGACUCUAACCAACACCCAGAAAAUGCCUGUGGUUCAACUGAACUUGGUGCCAUAGGGACUGUUGGUGCAUGCCCUGUAAGUCCGAGUUUUGCCUGUUUGGAGAAAUCAAGUGAUCUCCAUGAGCAGAAAAAUGUUGACCAUGAUGGUAAUGAUAGUGUUUGCAUUUCAGGGAUGAAUGAUUCUUGUAUGACAUCUAAGGCAUCUCAUAAUACUGAGUCUCAUGAAUGUUUUAUGGCCUGUGUAUUGAACACAGAGGAUCCAGAAAUCCCAUGUAAUGAUCAUAUUUUUGUCCCUGAUCAGUUGCUCCCACAAUCUCCGGAUUUCGAAUAUAAUCCCAUUGAAAAGUCUGCAUCUGUUUCCCCCUCCAACAAGGCUUUAGACAGCGGGAAGGCUGAUGUACAACCUAUUUCACAACCUUUUGCAUCUUCUUUCAAGGCAGAAUUGCCUAUGUUGUCAAGUGUGGGUCAUAGACACUCAUCUGAUGGCUGUAAGUUGGAAGCUGAGGCUAUUGGGAGUGGAUCCAGAAUUGGUGUUGCUUUUGGUGAUCCAAAUUCCUGCACUUCUAUUAAUGUUUCCCUACAAUCGGGUGCCAUGUCUGCUUCAAAGGAAGAAAGUGUAGGUUUAAACCUGGGGAAACAUGAUGGUGAUUUUACCAGCUUUGGAAAGAAGCCAAUUCAAAGUUCUGACCUAGCAAAGCUCUAUCCAUCUAAAAUACCUGAUAUCUGUAAACAAGAAACAGAGGUGCAAGUGGAAAUGCAAGGCCACAUGGUAUACCAACCACAGAGUUCUGGAGAAAUGCUUGACAAAGAUCCAGAGAAGAUCAAAUCGGAAUUAGAUCAAGAAGAUAAUUUAUCUGAUAGUGAAAAUGAUCUACCUAACUUCUCUGACAUUGAGGCUAUGAUACUUGAUAUGGACUUGGGUCCAUAUGACCAGGAACCAUAUCUCUUCACCAAGGCAGUUUCAAGGUAUCAGUGUGUGGACACUAAGAAGGCUAUCAUAAGGCUCGAGCAAGGUGCACACUCUUAUAUGCAUAGAGCUAUUUCGCGUCAUGGAGCAUUUGCAGUUUUUUACGGCCGCCAUUUGAAGUAUUAUAUAAAGUCUCCUAAGGUGUCACUUGGUAGAGCGACAGAAGGUGUGAAGGUUGAUAUUGAUCUUGGAAGAGAAGGGCACACUAAAAAAAUAUCUCGACGUCAGGCAAUUAUCAAGCUGGAGCAAGACGGAUCAUUUUUCAUGAUCAAUGUAGGCAAGGGUUCGAUCUUCAUCAACAGCAAAGAAGUACCGGCCGGAAAACGUAUAAAUCUAACCUCAGGUUGCUUGAUUGAGAUCCGGGGCAUGAGAUUCAUAUUCGAAAUGAACCAAUCAGCCGCAAGUCAAUAUCUGAGAAAUUCGCAAGGAAGCAAAAAAGACCAGGACACGAAAUUUGAAUGGUUACCCGGUCAAGCCUCUUGAGGCCGGGCAACCCACUAGGAAGGCGAUUGUUUUCCGUUUGUUGUUGCCGAUGCGCUUGCUUUUCUCUGUAUCUUGUGAAAAAUCAUAUCAUCUGUUGUUUAAUCCAUAAUGUGAGAACCAUCAUUUCCAGCAGCAUAAAUAUAUGUACAUAUAUACAUAUGCAGAGAUGUAAAUAAGAGCUCUCAAAAUGAUUUUUGUGCCAUUUAAAUACAAGUUUGUAUGUUGA